Molecule: messenger RNA, 1568 nt
Organism: Engraulis encrasicolus (European anchovy)
Lineage: Eukaryota; Metazoa; Chordata; Actinopteri; Clupeiformes; Engraulidae
Product: C-type lectin domain family 17, member A-like
Exons: 13
Coding region: 183-1568 (461 amino acids)
Source: RefSeq, a predicted model, not a curated record
UCUUCCUGUUUCUUUCGCUGGUGUCUCAACAGUGAAGGAGUAAGUGAUGCCAUUGUGUGUCAUAGCUUUGGUAGUGGUUGUAGCAUCGCAGAAAGUGUGUGUUGAGAGUUUUUUCCUCAUUUUGCUACUGUUGUUUUUUUUUGUCUGUAUACGACGCAACUAAAGAUAAGGGCAACUUAAAAAUGGAAACUCUAGAGGGCUCAUCUGAAGACAAACAAAAGGACGUACAAACAAUUGACCAAGAAAUUGCUCCAAGUGAGAUCACUUACUCUGAAGUUCAGUUCAAAGCAAGUGGUGUGCAAAAGAAGAAAGAUCAAGACCACGACAGAGAGGUCAUCUAUUCGGACAUCAGACUAUCCAAAAAAGAUGACUCCAGCGACACUCUUCAAGUUGAAUCAAAUGACUGCUUUGGUGACCAAAUCUCUAUCAAUGGUCCCAAUGAUGUCUGUGGGGAACAGACCUCUACCAAUGGUCCCAAUGAAUGCCCUGGCAAACUGUACUCUUCUAGUGACCCCAAUGACUCUCCUGGGAAACUGAACACUUCCAGCAGUCCCAAUGGCUGCUCUGGUCUCCAGGCCUCUGCCAGUGGUUGCAGUGACUGCUUUGGUGACGAGAUCUCCCUCAAUGGCCCCAGUCCCAGCGACUGCUCUGUGAAAGAGAAUUCGACCAGUGGUCUCUGUGAAGACUUUGGUCACCAGACCACAAAGAGGGUCUCUUGGCAGCUCACAGGUCUGCUAUUUCUCCUGUGUGUCCUCCUGCUUCAGGCUGUUGUGAUGACAGUCCUUUAUGUGCUGAUGGAACAUGCACACACAGAUCUUAAACAGCAACAUGAAAACACCACUUUUCUGAACAAGGCCUUGGAGAUUAAACUUUUAGAAACAAACCAAAAACUACAGGUACAAGAGGAGCGAAAUGCCAAUCUAUCCAAAGAAGUUGAUUUACAGAAAUGCCUUGUGCGGAUGUGCGGAAGGGAGAAUUUCCAGGGAAAAUGGUAUAUUUUUUCAAAGGAUGAGAAGAAUUGGAAUGAAAGUCGCAGUGACUGUCAGGCUAGAGGAGGAGACCUGAUCAUCAUAGACGCGGUCAAAAAGAAGUUCCUAGACCAGCAUGUAGGUGGAUACGGGUGGUGGGUUGGUGCAAGUGAUGCUGUUGAGGAGGGGCGGUGGUUGUGGGUGGACAACACAAGUCUUCCUAUAAAGAGUUCAUUGUGGGCACGUAAUCAACCAGACAACUAUACAGAUUCUGCCUGGGGUGGUGAUCCAGUGCAUGGAGAGGAUUGCGGUGAAUGGCUAACGGACAGUCUAAAUGACAGCAAAUGUGAUAAUAAACGGUGGCACAUCUGUGAAGUACAGUGUGACACAUUGCCAGGAAACACUGGAAUGUCUGCUAAUGGUUUUGAAAACACGAGCACGCAGAGCUCCGAUGAAGCCACAUACUGCCAGCUACCAGUGGAUGAGAUGGGACUGCAGAAACUCAAGUUAAUCCUACUGGCCAUCCUCUGUGUCAUCCUUGGAGCUUUCCUCAUGGCUUUCAAGGUGCAAUGGCUGUCGGAUCAACAAGCCGACCCGUAA